GCGAGAGUUGUUUCCGCAAAAAACGCGCUGAAAUUCGCGAUCCUUCGAAUUUUGUAAAAACCCAAACAACGAAAACCACUGUUUACAGUGUUAUGGAAACGUUUCUUAUUAUAGGAAUGUGUGUUGUAUGUUACGAGCUUUGUGUGUUACUUAAUCAGUGUUAUCCUAAUAAGGGAAAAGAGGAGAUAAGUGAUGACAAGAAACAAAAUGUGUUUACCGUUUCCAACGGUGAUGUCAUCGUUGACCAGUGAGAUUGAUCAUUUUUCAGUGGAUACCAAAGUUUUCCACAAACCGUGAGGAAAACAUGAUUAAUCCAAUUUGGUAGAUUCAACUAUUCGUUACCUAUAAGUAACUAAUUAAUUAACGCGUUAAAGAACUUAUGAAAUAACAAUAUAACAAUUCCCGAACAAUGACAAAGUGCUCGUUAGAUCGGCCGCGUUUAUAAUGUGCGACCUUUUAGCGAUAGUGUGGUAACCGGUAAUUCUGAAACUGAGUAGCGAUGGAUUCGUUGGAACGUUUGAUGAACGCCACCGCGAAACGUGGAGUUCGGUUGCAUUCCGGCGCGUUGACGCCGUCGAACGUAGGUAGUUUAGUGCAUCCGGGAACUGUCGCCAUAUCCGGCGCCGGAUCGACGUUGCCCCGAAGGGCAUUGGUGCACGCCAGUUUGGCAACAACCGCUGCCAUAAGUCGUCGAGGGCGACACCUAACUGGGACGUUCUGCCUGACGGGCGAUACCAUGGAGGGCAUCAUACAGUGUCUCGUUUUCCUUAAAGCUUUUUCGCUGGUUGGCGGCGAAUUCGAUAUGGAAUUGAAUUUUGUCAUUCAAGACGCUCAGAACAUCAGGCAUAUGCUAGAGCUGCUCGAUCAUUGCCCACCAAAUUUACAGGCUGAAAUAUGGAGUGUUUUCAUCGCCAUUUUAAGGAAAAGCGUUCGAAAUCUUCAGGCAUGCACGGACGUCGGACUUAUCGAGCAUGUACUAAAGAGACUACGAAACGCAGACAUUUUAGUAGCAGAUUUACUGAUCGAAAUGCUAGGCGUCUUGGCGAGCUACAGCAUUACUGUGAAAGAGCUGAAAUUGUUAUUCGGGGCCAUGAAAGCCGUAGCAGGAAAGUGGCCUCGUCAUUCCGCAAAACUUCUAAACGUGCUACGUCAGAUGCCCCAAAGAUCAGGACCUGACGUGUUUUUCAGCUUUCCGGGCAGGAAAGGUUCGGCCAUCGUCCUUCCACCGCUAGCGAAAUGGCCGUACGAGAACGGUUUCACCUUCACUACGUGGUUUCGUCUGGAUCCGAUUAACUCCGUCAAUAUUGAAAGGGAGAAACCGUAUUUAUAUUGCUUCAAGACCAGCAAGGGAGUAGGGUACACAGCUCAUUUCGUUGGAAAUUGUUUAGUACUUACGUCGAUGAAAAUUAAGGGCAAAGGCUUCCAGCAUUGCGUGAAAUACGAAUUUCAACCCAGAAAGUGGUACAUGCUCGCCAUAGUAUACAUAUACAACAGGUGGACAAAAAGUGAAAUUAAAUGUUUGGUAAAUGGUCAAUUAGCGUCCAGCACCGAAAUGGCUUGGUUUGUUUCGACGAAUGACGUUUUCGAUAAAUGUUAUAUAGGUGCGACGCCCGAAUUGGACGAAGAGCGUGUGUUCUGCGGUCAAAUGUCGGCCAUAUAUCUCUUCAGCGAGGCCUUAACGACGCAUCAGAUAUGCGCUAUGCAUAGGUUAGGACCUGGAUAUAAAAGCCAGUUUCGUUUCGAUAACGAGUGUAACAUUAAUUUGCCUGACAAUCACAAAAGGGUGAGUGAUAAUAGUGAACAGUUACCAGCAUCUAGCAUGUCUCUGCCUUUGACUGCAACAGAUGCACGUCCCGUUUUGUAUGACGGCAAGUUGUCGAGCGCCAUUGUCUUCAUGUACAACCCCGUGGCAACAGAUACGCAGCUAUGUCUACAAUCGGCCCCGAGGGGAAAUAUAUCUUACUUCGUUCACACUCCGCACGCCCUCAUGUUACAAGACGUAAAAGCAGUGAUAACUCACUCCAUCCAUAGCACUUUAAAUUCCAUUGGAGGAAUUCAAGUCCUUUUCCCCUUAUUUUCGCAACUAGAUCUACCUUACGAGUUUAACAAUUCAUCGGAUGCUAAACGAGAUCCCACGUUGUGCGCGAAAUUGUUAGGCUUCAUUUGCGAAUUGGUGGAAACAUCGCCGACGGUUCAGCAGCACAUGAUACAGAAUCGUGGAUUCCUGGUGAUUAGUUUCAUGCUCCAGCGAUCCUCGAGAGACCACUUGACAAUAGACGUACUGGGUUCCUUUCUCAGUCUAACAAAAUAUCUCGUUACCUGUCUGAGUGCCAAUAGUGAAUUGUUGUUGAAACAGUUAUUGGAUCAUGUCCUAUUUAAUCCGGCUCUUUGGAUUUAUACGCCGGCUUCGGUGCAAACGAGGCUCUACUCCUAUUUGGCCACGGAGUUCUUGUCCGACACGCAAAUAUAUUCGAAUGUGAGAAGAGUAUCCACCGUACUGCAGACCGUUCAUACUUUGAAGUAUUAUUACUGGGUCGUUAACCCGAGAUCUAAGAGCGGGAUUUCGCCGAAGGGAUUAGACGGUCCGAGACCGGCGCAAAAGGACAUCCUGGCCAUUCGUUCCUACAUCCUCCUGUUCCUCAAGCAACUGAUCAUGGUCGGUAACGGAGUCAAAGACGACGAGCUCCAGAGCAUCCUCAACUACCUCACGACCAUCCACGAAGACGACAACCUCCACGACGUGCUGCAGAUGCUCAUCUCACUCAUGUCGGAGCACCCUUCCUCCAUGGUGCCGGCCUUCGACUCGAAAUGCGGCGUCAGGACCAUCUUCAAGCUGCUCGCCUCCGAGAGCCAGCUGAUACGUUUGCAAGCCUUGAAGUUGCUCGGCUUCUUCCUCAGCCGCAGCACCCACAAGAGGAAAUACGACGUCAUGAGCCCCUUUAAUUUGUACACGUUGUUAGCGGAAAGAUUGCUUUUGAACGAGGAUACGCUGUCUCUACCGACUUACAACGUUUUGUAUGAAAUAAUGACGGAGCACAUCAGCCAACAAAUUUUAUACACUAGACAUCCAGAACCUGAGUCUCACUUUAGAUUAGAAAAUCCAAUGAUCUUGAAAGUAGUGGCUACACUUGUACGACAAUCGAAGCAGACCGAGCAAUUGUUGGACGUGAAGAAAUUGUUUCUCUCCGACAUGACGCUGUUGUGCAACAACAACAGAGAGAACAGGAGAACCGUUUUGCAAAUGUCCGUGUGGCAGGAGUGGUUGAUAGCGAUGGCGUACAUACACCCGAAAAACGGCGAAGAACAGAAGCUGUCCGAUAUGGUGUACUCUUUGUUCAGAAUGCUCCUGCACCACGCUAUUAAAUACGAGUACGGCGGAUGGAGAGUUUGGGUCGACACAUUGGCCAUAGUACAUUCCAAGGUUUCCUACGAGGAAUUCAAGCUACAAUUCGCUCAAAUGUACGAGCGUUACGAAAUGCACCGAGCGGACAACAUCACCGAUCCGCUGGUCAGACGACAGCAUCCCAUCAGCACGAUAUCCGGUUGGCACGAAGGCGGGCAAAACCUGCCGAACGGCUGCCAUUCGGAGAACGAGGGCUGGCAGAAUUCGGGCGCGUCGCUGCAGGAAAUCGAGCUGAACGAAAACGACAAAUCGGAGCAGGUUUGCAGCUGCGAUUACAACUCGACGUUGUCCGACGGCAGUCCGGUGUCGUACGUGGUGAAGCACGAAGACAGCGAGGCGGUGUCGUUGGAUUCGAGGACCAGCGAUCUGUUUAGCGACGGCAAAAACGGCAAGGGUUCGCCCUAUUCACAGGACUCGCCGUUGAAAUUGGGCGAAGAGAUCGCCGAGGAUUCGCCCGUUUGUAACGGCGUGCACGCCGAGAGCAGCCCGAGCUUCGGCAGUCCGAUGAAGAUGUCGAACGAGAAGAGCGAAGUCGUCGAAGAGAUCCUGCAGGAAAUACUGACGAAUUCCGAAAAACUCAUAGAAGAACAUUGCGAUGCCACCGUUUCUGAUGAUACUCCUGUUCAACAGGAUCAGGAAAUAGUCGAAGCCGUCAAGGAGGUUGUGAAUAAUUUACCGGAAUUGGAGAACGAAAAAAAUAGUACCGAGAUAACUGAGGAGGAAGUAAUCGAGGAACAAAAAGAGAUUGAAACAGAUCAAGCUAACGUAGAUCAAGAGGUAGGAAAUUCCGCUAAACAAAUUUCUAGUCCCGAAAAGGAAGUGCCCGAUAGCGAUUUAUCCGAAAGGUACUUAACACCUACAGACGAAAUAGUAGAGAAAAAAGAAGACGAAGCCGAAUCCACAGAGAAGACUGAAAAGUGUGAUGAAGAGCAGUUUAGAACAGUUAAAAGUGAUAUAAAAGAGAGUAAUGAAAUCGUUAAAACGAACAAUUCCAUUGACGUUAUCGUUAGCGAAACUAAUAGUGUUAAUGAACUUAUAAAAAAUAAUUCUGAAGCUGUGCCAAUUGUUGAAAAUAGUGCUGUGUCCGUAGAAUUAGAGCCGUCCAAAAAUGAAUCUAGUCUAGGAGAAGCCACCAUUCAAGCUAGUGAUAAUGAUUCUAAAUUAGCAGAUGGCGCUGAAAUUGAAGUGCCUCAGGUUGAAAAUAUAUCAACGAUUUCACAAUACUGUGAUCCUAGUCAUUACGAUAAUUCUACUAAUACUGCUGUUAAUAACGAUAACGUUGUCGUUAACGCCGAGGAGGAUUCCAACAAUCAAAGCGACGGUCCGCCAGCGAUCAUUGACGGAAUGAAAAGACGAGUCAGUCUGCCCGCGUGCCACAACGAGAUGCCGAUGGGCGAUUACAAUCACAAUCCCGGCAACGUGUCACCUCAGAAGAGACCGAGAAGCGCGUCCACAUCGACCCAAGUCGAUCCGAAUUUGUUCGAAAGGAAAAAUAGCAAAUCGGGUCUGCCGCGACCCAUGUUCAGUCCGGGCCCGACGAGACCUCCGUUCAGAAUCCCGGAAUUCAAAUGGUCCUACAUACAUCAAAGGCUCCUAUCCGAUGUGCUUUUUUCCUUGGAAACCGACAUACAAGUGUGGCGAAGCCAUUCGACUAAAUCCGUCUUGGAUUUCGUCAACAGCAGCGACAACGCCAUUUUCGUCGUCAACACGGUUCACCUGAUAUCCCAAUUGGCGGAUAAUUUAAUCAUCGCCUGCGGCGGUCUCUUGCCUCUGUUGGCAUCAGCUACUUCUCCUAAUAGCGAACUCGACGUUAUCGAACCAACCCAAGGAAUGCCCAUUGAGGUCGCUGUUAGCUUCCUUCAGAGACUAGUCAACAUGGCAGACGUACUUAUAUUUGCAAGUUCGUUGAAUUUUAGCGAGUUAGAAGCCGAAAAGAACAUGUCGAGCGGGGGAAUUUUGAGGCAAUGCUUGAGAUUGGUUUGCACAUGUGCCGUUCGCAACUGUUUGGAGUGCAAAGAAAGGAGUCGUCCUCACCACGCUCUUGCACCAAAUUCGCACAACGCUAGCCACAAAGCGGCGCACCUGCAAUCGUUCAUAAGAGGUGUUCAGAAUUCGCCGAAGAGCGUGGCUGAUAAUCUGUCGAGCAAUUCGAGUCCUGUUAAAGAUCCCGAAAAGCUCCUUCAAGAUAUGGAUGUGAAUCGAUUACGCGCUGUAAUAUACAGAGAUGUGGAGGAAACAAAGCAAGCUCAAUUCCUUUCACUAGCCAUUGUGUAUUUUAUAUCUGUAUUGAUGGUUUCGAAAUAUCGGGAUAUAUUAGAACCGCCCGUUUCCAUAAGAUUGCCCAGCCCUGUGCCUGUUAUCAGAAACAACGGUACAUCUUCGCAUCGUUCCGACAGUCCUCAAGAAGGGAGUGCGAGACCUCUAUUUCCCCAAUGGUCCCACCACGUCUACCCCCAAUUCCUCCCCGGUUCCCACCCGAAUGCCGUCGCCCACAAUAAUUACGUUAGGCAUCGGCAUUCGUACGUUAAGCACCAUUACAACCUAAACAAUAACCACCAUUCUCACCACCACAACCAUAAAAUCGACCACCGUUAUCACCGCAACUCCGUUGUAAACCGUGCAGCUUCCCGAUCCGUUCAAAUACAGGAAGACAAUGAUUUUGACAUUAUUACAGCAUAUGUCGAGGAAAACAACUCUCUACAUACCGAAAACGAUCUCAAUUCAGGACCGGCGUCAAUUAAGAGUUCUGAUUCGGUCGACGAUAUCCACUCAGUACAUUCCAUUGACACCAAUAACAUUGGUUCAAAUAACGAAGCGCACAUGGACGAUAACGACAAAGUCAACGUAGACGAAAGUUGGACGGACAUUAAUCUGAACGAAGAAGGCGAUUCGAAAGAAGAAACUAGAAAUUUGCAAAACAUGUCCCACUCCCAUUCCGGUCUCGACAGCGAAGGAAACAUAUCGGAGCGCGGCGACAAGCACCAUUCCGAAAUAUCCGUCGUAAGAGUUCCCGAUGGAAUCAUUCAAACGCCGGUCCAGAUCAGACCGGACGAUCUUCCCGUCAACAACCUAGUCGAUCACAUUACGAUGCCGACGCCUUCCAGAGAAGCGUCUUUAACGCAGAAACUAGAAAUGGCCCUCGGCUCGGUGUGCCCUCUGCUGCGGGAGAUCAUGGUGGACUUCGCGCCCUUCCUAUCCAAGACUCUGGUGGGCUCCCACGGACAGGAGCUGCUCAUGGAAGGCAAGGGACUGACGACCUUCAAAAACAGCAAUUCAGUGGUGGAAUUGGUGAUGUUGCUCUGCUCGCAAGAGUGGCAAAAUUCGCUGCAAAAGCACGCCGGGCUCGCUUUCAUCGAGCUGAUCAACGAGGGUCGGCUCCUCUCGCACGCCAUGAAGGACCACAUCGUGCGCGUCGCCAACGAAGCCGAGUUUAUUCUCAACAGAAUGAGAGCCGAUGAUGUAUUGAAGCACGCUGAUUUCGAGUCUCAAUGCGCCCAGACUCUACUCGAUCGCAAGGAAGAGGAGCGCAUGUGCGACCAUCUGAUCACAUCGGCCAGGAGACGCGACAACGUCACGGCCAGCAAGCUGUUGGAGAAAGUCCGGAACAUAAUGUCGAACAAACACGGCGCCUGGGGUUACAUGGACUCGCAGGACUUCAAAUUGAACGAUUUUUGGAAACUGGACGCUUGGGAGGACGACGCGAGGCGCAGGAAACGCUUGGUGCACAAUCCCUUGGGGACGACGCACCCCGAAGCGAGCCUCAAAGCCGCCAUCGAGCACGGCGCGCCCGAAGACGCGAUUCUUCAAGCCAGAGAAGAGUUCCAUACGCACGUGGCGGCUACCAAGGGCCAGCAGAUGCCGAGCGAUUUAAUGGACGAUAACGAGCUCAUGAUAGACGAUAGGGAAUUGGACAAUGAUUUAAGCGGUCCUGUAAAUAUUAGUACUAAGGCUCGACUGGUCGCUCCGGGGUUAGUAGCGCCUGGUAUGGUUUCGAUUACAUCGGCCGAGCUGUACUUCGAAGUCGACGAGGACGAGGAGGAGUUUAAGAAGAUAGACAGCGAGAUGCUCAAAUAUUGCGAUCAUCUGCAUGGAAAAUGGUACUUCUCCGAAAUAAGGGCUAUAUUUUCCAGGCGGUAUUUGCUACAAAACAACGCCAUCGAAAUAUUUUUAGCCAGCAGAACAUCAAUCAUGUUCGCUUUCCCCGAUCAGAGCACUGUGAAGAAAGUCAUUAGGGCACUUCCUAGGGUGGGCGUCGGCAUCAAAUAUGGCAUUCCGCAAACGAGAAGAGCUAGCAUGAUGUCGCCUAGACAAUUAAUGAGAAAUUCCAACAUGACACAGAAAUGGCAACGGAGAGAGAUAUCAAACUUCGAAUAUUUGAUGUUCUUGAAUACCAUCGCCGGUCGAACCUACAACGAUCUCAACCAAUAUCCGGUGUUUCCGUGGGUGUUGACCAAUUACGAUUCGAAAGAUCUGGAUCUGAGCCAGCCGAGCAACUACAGGGAUCUCUCCAAGCCCAUCGGAGCUUUGAAUCCCAGCCGAAGAGCUUACUUUGAGGAGAGAUACGCGACUUGGGAGCACGAAAGCAUUCCGCCUUUCCACUACGGAACGCAUUAUUCCACUUCUGCGUUCGUAUUCAACUGGUUAAUACGAGUGGAACCGUUUACAACGAUGUUCCUCUCCUUGCAAGGAGGAAAAUUCGAUUACCCCAACAGGCUGUUUUCGUCUAUUUCUCUUUCCUGGAAGAACUGCCAACGGGACACGUCCGACGUUAAAGAACUAAUACCGGAAUUCUACUUUUUACCGGAGAUGUUCGUCAAUUCCAACAGAUACAGGCUGGGCAUGUCGGAAGAAGGCAAGCCGAUCGGCGACGUGGAGCUGCCUCCCUGGGCCAAUUCGCCCGAGGAAUUCGUGCGAAUCAACCGGAUGGCGUUGGAGUCGGAAUUCGUGUCCUGCCAACUUCACCAAUGGAUCGAUUUGAUUUUCGGCUACAAGCAAAAAGGUCCCGAAGCCAUCCGGGCGACCAAUUGCUUCUACUACCUAACGUACGAAGGCAGCGUCGAUUUGGACUCCAUUCACGACAAGGUCAUGAGAGAGGCCAUCGAAAAUCAAAUCAGGAACUUCGGACAGACCCCUUCGCAGCUGCUGAUGGAGCCGCAUCCGCCUAGAAGUUCGGCAAUGCAUUUGUCGCCCAUGAUGUUUUCGGCGAUACCCGACGACGUUUGUAUGACGAUGAAGUUCCUUUCGAACAGUCCCGUAGUGCACAUUUCGGCCAAUACUUAUCCGCAACUGCCGAACCCUUCGGUGGUGACGGUUACAAUGCACCAGCAAUUCGCUGUGAACAAGUGGAAUUCGGCGUACGCCGCUGUCGCGCAAUCGCCCAGUUACGCGGAUACUCCUCAAAACCAGGCGGCCAAUCUGCCUCUUUCGAUGGACGCGGUGCUUUCCACCACAAACAACAGCAACGCCCAGAACCAAAUGCAACGGCGCCAUUUGGGCGACAACUUCAGCCAGAACUUGAAGAUCAGAUUCAAUUGCUUCGUCACCACCGUGGACAGUAAGUUUCUGGUGGCGUGCGGAUUUUGGGACAACAGUUUUCGCGUGUUUUCCACCGAGACCGCUAAAAUCGUGCAGAUCAUAUUCGGCCAUUACGGCGUCGUGACGUGCCUGUCUCGAUCGGAAUGCAACAUCACCUCCGACUGUUACAUAGCAUCGGGAUCGGCCGAUUGCACCGUGCUGCUCUGGCAUUGGAACGCCAGGACCCAGACCAUCGUGGGCGAAGGGGACGUGCCCACGCCGAGGGCCACGCUCACCGGGCACGAGCAGCCCGUUUCGAGCGUCGUUAUAUCAGCCGAACUCGGCUUGGUAGUGUCGGGAUCUUACGGAGGACCUGUGCUGGUUCAUACGACGUUUGGAGAUCUCCUGCGUUCGUUGGAUCCGCCGAACGCGUUCAUGUCGCCUGAAAACAUCGCAAUGUCUCGAGAAGGUGUAAUUGUCGUUAAUUACGAGAAGGGCAAUAUAGCGGCUUUUACUAUUAACGGGAAACGCUUGCGGCACGAGUCUCACAACGAUAACCUGCAGUGUCUACUAUUGAGUAGAGAUGGGGAAUAUUUAAUGACUGGCGGGGACAAGGGCAUUGUGGAAGUUUGGAGGACGUUCAAUUUGGCUCUGUUGUAUGCUUUUCCGGCGUGUGAUAGUAGCGUUAGAUCACUCGCGUUAUCUCACGAUCAAAAGUUCUUAUUAGCCGGUUUGGCGUUGGGAUCGAUCGUGGUAUUCCAUAUAGAUUUUAAUAGAUGGCAUCAUGAGUUCCAGCAACGCUAUUAAGAUAGCGGAACAGUUAUGCUGCUGGCGAAAAUUUAUACCAUAGGUAGAAGCGAAUCGGAAAUUAAAGAAAUUCUCUUCAGUUUCCGAUUCUGCUCUACGCCACCAUUUAAUUGCGUUUAAUGUGUUUACUUGAUUUCCACUUACGUAUAUUCCAAAACUAGUUAUUUUGUGCAAUAAAUGCUUUUCUUAGAUAAGCAAAACAUUAUGUAUAUGUUAUCUGUUGAGUUUUACCAAUUAAACGUAGUUAUUUGUAGAUAGAAUUUCUUUUAGCGGGAUAAUUUAAACUAUUGAAUUUUAAUCCAUAAUAGUAUUAUAAUAUUUAACGAUUUAUCGAGAUGCUGUAUUUGAAUUCGUUUUGUGUGG
Messenger RNA from Phyllotreta striolata, 10087 nucleotides. NCBI's taxonomy places the organism in Eukaryota, Metazoa, Arthropoda, Insecta, Coleoptera, Chrysomelidae. The record is from the annotation of a GenBank genome assembly.